Molecule: messenger RNA, 10155 nt
Organism: Zerene cesonia (dogface butterfly)
Lineage: Eukaryota; Metazoa; Arthropoda; Insecta; Lepidoptera; Pieridae
Gene: Lar
Product: tyrosine-protein phosphatase Lar
Exons: 25
Coding region: 225-6224 (1999 amino acids)
Biological process (GO): protein dephosphorylation
Molecular function (GO): protein tyrosine phosphatase activity; protein binding
Source: RefSeq, a predicted model, not a curated record
ACCUGCAUAUGGCGGACGCUCAGUUUAUGUUUAUGUCAAUAAGGAACUGAUUUUUCGUUUGCGCGGGUGAGGAUUUAAUAAAUAUCUGUUAACAAGAAUGUGGCAGUGAUUUAAGUGAAUUGUGUGUUUAUUUGUGAUAAUGUUUUGCGUCACUGGACUUAUCAGAACCUACAAUUCUUCAGUGGAUUUAUAAGGACAUUUAGUUUCUGUGCGAGGGCUUCAUCAUGACCUCCGAUAUCUCACCCGCGCAGGCGCAGCCCGGCGCCGGUAAGAUGCGAGAGCGGCGACGGGCGCGACAUCGCACGGCCGCUCUAGUGAUCGCAUGUCUGCUGUUCUUCACCGCCCAAGUCGACGCUGAUGACGAAGAAGAUAUAAUAUUAGAAGAAACAGAGGCGCCGCAUAUUAAAAUAGUCACAGAGGUGCCCUUAGUGGGCAUCCCGCCAGUCAACGAUUCGAAUAUUUUUAUACAAUAUUUAACACAUCCCCCCGAAAUCACCAUAAGGCCCCGCAACCUGCAGGUGCGCGCCAACGGCAUAGCCGCGUUCUACUGCGCCGCGCGAGGCGUGCCCAUACCCGACAUACAGUGGAGGAAAAACGGCAAGAGAGUUUCUAGUAUGCAAUCACGCUACCAAGUGUCCGGUAUGGACGCGGCGGCCGGGCCGGGCGCCUAUGGCACCGUUCUCCGGAUAGAGCCGGUGCGGGCGCAGCGAGACGACGCCACGUACGAAUGCGUCGCCGAGAACGGUGUAGGUGACGCCGUCACCGCGCUCGCUACGCUGACCGUUUUUGAAGCCGACAAGGCGCCGCCGGGGUUCCCGUCGAUAGCGCCGCCGUCCACCACGCUGGUGGUGGAGGUGGGGCACAUAGCGACGCUGCCGUGCCAGGCGAGCGGCAGCCCGCCGCCGAAGGUGCGGUGGCUUUUCAACUCGCUGCCGCUGGACGUCGCCUCGAACCCGAGAUACGCGCUACUGAACGAUAAGAUGCACGGAACGCUGCAAAUAGUGAAGAGUGAGGAGCAGGACCAAGGGAAAUACGAAUGUGUCGCUGAGAACGCGAUCGGCACCGAAUUCUCGAAACCGACCUCGCUCUACGUCAAAGUGAGACGUGUAGCACCGCAGUUUUCAAUACCGCCCCCGCCACGGACCGAAGUGAUGCUGGGCGGAAACCUCACGUUGAAAUGCGUCGCCGUUGGUUCGCCAAUGCCCACCGUCAAAUGGAGAAAAGGAUUGACGAAAUGGCUGACGCCCGAGGACAACCCGCCACUGGGCAUCAAUACUCUGAAGUUGGAAGAUAUACGAGAGUCUGCGAACUACACGUGUGAGGCGGCCAGCGUGCUCGGCGUUAUUGAAGCAACGGCAGAGGUCAAAGUUCAGUCGCUACCCGGCCCCCCCACCGAGGUGCGCGCGUCCGAAAUCACGGCGACGACGGUGCGCCUCGCGUGGACCUACAGCGGCCCGGAGGAGCCGCAGUACUAUGUUAUACAGUAUAAACCGAAAUAUGCCAAUCAGGCGUUCAGCGAAAUAUCGGGCGUGAUCACUCAAUACUACUCGGUGACCAACCUGUCGCCGUACACCGAAUACGAGAUGUAUGUGAUAGCCGUCAACAACAUCGGCCGCGGCCCGCCCUCCGAGCCGGCGGUCAUCACCACCGGCGAGACUGUGGAUUCAUUGUAUGGAGGUGCCAAACCCGGAUCAGCACCAAGAAAUGUACAAGUUCGUCCGUUGAGCUCGAGCACUAUGGUCAUACAGUGGGAUGAGCCAGAAACGCCUAAUGGUCAAGUUACGGGCUACAAAGUUUAUUAUACAUCCGAUCCGUCUCAGCCCAUACAGUCGUGGCAUUCGCAAAUGAUGGAUAACAACCAUUUGACGACGAUCAGUGAACUGACGCCGCAUACCGUGUACACGAUACGAGUGCAAGCGUUCACGUCCGUGGGGCCGAGCCCCAUCUCCGCGCCCGUGCAAGUGAAGACUCAGCAGGGUGUACCCUCGCAACCGUCUAACCUGGUUGUGGUGGAGGCUGGCGAGACAUCCGUCACGUUGUCGUGGCGACGCCCGACGCACGCCGGCGACAAUAUCGUCUCGUACGAGCUGUACUGGAACGAUACCUACGCGAAGGAGCAUCAUAAGAAACGCAUACCGAUAACGGAGACGUACACGCUGAACGGGCUGUACCCGAACACGCUGUACUACAUCUGGCUGGCGGCGCGCUCGCAGCGUGGCGAGGGCGCCACUACGCCGCCCAUCGCCGUGCGCACCAAGCAGUACGUGCCGGGUGAACCUCAAGACGUGAAAGUAAACGCCAUCAACUCGACCUCCAUACACGUCACCUGGAAGCCGCCACAGGAGAAAGACAAGAAUGGCAUCAUAAGAGGUUACCACGUUCACGUGCAGGAAGUUAGAGAAGAGGGCAAAGGCCUCCUAAAUGAUCCAAUGCGGUUCAAUGUAAUGGAUGAUACGACACUGGAGUUGAACGUCUCCGGCUUACAACCAGACACAAGAUACAACGUCCAAGUUGCGGCUUUGACAAGAAAAGGUGACGGUGACCGAAGUCCGCCGGUGUCUGUGAAAACGCCAGGCGGUGUUCCAAAUAGACCUACAGUAAAUCUUAAGGUUCUAGAGCGUGAUCCUAUAGUAUCAAUAGAGAUUGAAUGGGCUAAACCUACCCAAACAUAUGGAGAUUUACUAGGAUACCGAUUGAGAUAUGGUAUUAAAGAUCAACCGCUGGAAGAAAUGAAUUUUUCUGGAACCAAAGUUAGUUCGCACAGAAUCAAUGAUCUGGAAAGAGGCGUUCAAUACGAAUUUCGUGUUGCCGGUAGAAAUCCAAUUGGUAUUGGUCAAGAAACUAUAAAGUAUUGGCUUACACCAGAAGGCGCACCUAAAGGCCCACCUACCAACGUAUCGUACAAUUUCCAAACACCGGACAUUAUAAGUAUUACCUGGGAACCGCCAAUAAGAGCUGACCGAAGUGGCCAAAUAAGAAAAUAUGAUGUACAAUUCUACAAGCGAGGAGAUCAAUCUUCCCUCGUCGAGAAGACCACAGAGUUAACUAAGGCUGUGUUUACAGGGUUAGAGGAAGAUGCUCACUAUGUUUUUAAAGUUCGCGCAUACACAGAUCAAGGAGCUGGACCUUAUAGUAAAGACAUAGUAGCUCACACAGAAAGAGACAUCGGUAGAGCACCAAUGUCGGUAAAAGCUGUAGCCACUUCAGAAUCAGGUGUUGAGGUAUGGUGGGAAACCGUACCUUCUAGGAAAAAAGUUGUUGGUUAUGUUAUCUUCUAUACAAUGACUCCCGUUGAAGAUCUAGAUGCAUGGCAACAAAAGACCGUUCACGUAACUCAUUCGGCCGAUUUGGAAAAUUUAGAAAAAUUCGCUGAGUAUGCUAUUGCUGUGGCAGCUAAAUUAGCCGAUGGGUUGGGCAGGUUAUCGGAAAAAGUAACAGUUAAAAUCCGACCGGAAGAAGUGCCUUUACAUCUUCGAGCGCAGGACGUUUCCACUCAUUCAAUGACACUGUCUUGGUCCCCACCUUUGAGGCUUAAUCCUGUUAGUUAUAAGAUUUCAUACAAUGCAAUUAAAGAAUUCGUAGAUUCCCUUGGAAUGACUCAAACUCAAGAGAUUCCUAAAAGAGAAAUAGUCGUAAAGCACGAUCGAACGUCUUAUUCUAUCAACGAUUUGUCACCAUUUACAACAUACAACGUGAAUAUAAGUGCCAUACCUAAUGAUAACUCUUAUCGGCCGCCAACCAAAAUUACAGUCACAACUCAAAUGGCAGCACCUAAACCGAUGGUUAAACCAGACUUUUACGGUGUUGUUGAAAAUGAAAUACUUGUUAUUCUACCUCAAGCCUCGGAAGAAUAUGGCCCCAUAUCGCAUUAUUAUCUUGUUGUAGUUCCUGAUGACAAAGCUCAUAAUCAUAAAAACCCUGAUCAAUUUUUAACCGAAAACUUAAUCAAAAACAACGCUAGGACGGACGAUGAAAAUGCACCAUACAUUGCCGCUAAAUUCUUACAAAGAAAUAUUUUAUACACUUUCCAUCUUGGAAACGAUGAAAUGUAUGAAGGCUUCCUUAAUAGGAAACUUAAUCCGAAAAAACGAUAUAGAGUAUUUGUUAGAGCUGUUGUUGAUACACCUCAGAAACACCUUUAUACAUCUAGUCCUUUCUCAGAAUAUCUAUCACUAGAUAUGCGAGAAGCUCCACCUGGUGAAGAACCAAGUAGACCCGAUCCUAAAGAUAUGAAUGGUGACCCUGAAAUCAGAAUAGAAGAAAAUCGAAAAGAAGCUGGUAUGGUUUGGGUAAUUGGACCCAUCAUUGCAGCAUUGAUGCUCUCACUUUGCUUAGUACUACUGUUUAUUGUAAAGAGGAGACGACAACCGUGUAAAACGCCUGACCAAGCUGCUGUUACUCGACCAUUAAUGUCGGCAGAUAUUGGUUUUGGAGCUCCAUCGGAUCCUGUUGAAAUGAGAAGACUUAAUUUCCAAACACCCGCUAUGAUAUCACAUCCACCUAUUCCUAUCUCCGAACUGUCAGAACAUAUAGAUAGACUAAAAGCUAACGAUAAUCUCAAAUUCUCCCAAGAAUAUGAAAGUAUAGAACCUGGCCAGCAAUUUACAUGGGAUCACUCUAACAUGGAAGUUAACAAACCUAAAAAUCGUUACGCCAACGUCAUAGCCUAUGAUCAUAGUAGAGUUAUCCUUCAACCUAUCGACGGAAUACUCGGAAGUGAUUACAUUAAUGCUAACUAUUGCGAUGGAUAUCGAAAGCAUAAUGCAUACGUUGCAACUCAAGGACCACUACAGGAAACCUUUGCCGAUUUCUGGAGGAUGUGUUGGGAACUGCGAACAGCAACAAUAGUCAUGAUGACGAAGCUUGAGGAAAGAACUAGGAUUAAAUGUGAUCAGUACUGGCCAAGCCGCGGGAGCGAGUCUUACGGUAUGAUGACAGUUGCAAUUGCUGAAGUCCAAGAACUGGCUACUUAUUGCAUUCGUACUUUCCAAGUCACCAGAAACGGUGGAGCAGAACGGCGGGAGAUUAAACAGUUGCAGUUCACGGCCUGGCCUGACCACGGCGUACCAGACCAUCCGGCACCGUUCUUGCAAUUCCUACGACGAGUCCGAGCCUUAAACCCACCCGAAGCGGGGCCGCUUGUCGUCCAUUGUUCUGCGGGCGUCGGUCGUACCGGUUGCUUUAUCGUCAUCGACUCUAUGCUGGAGAGAGCUCGACACGAACGCACGGUGGAUAUCUACGGCCAUGUGACCUGUCUCCGUGCACAACGUAACUACAUGGUGCAAACCGAAGACCAAUACAUCUUCAUACACGAUGCCUUACUCGAAGCCGUAAUCUGCGGCGAUACGGAAGUUCCUGCGCGCAACCUGCACUCGCACAUCCAGAAGUUAAUGCGCAUCGAUUCGAUCGAAAACAUCACCGGGAUGGAGUUGGAAUUUAAGAAACUGGCGAACAUGAAAGCCGAUUCGAGCCGGUUCGUUUCGGCGAGCUUGCCGUGCAACAAACAUAAGAAUAGGCUGGUGCACAUCCUGCCGUACGAGUCUACCCGCGUCUGUUUGACUCCUCGCGAUGGCUCUGAUUACAUCAACGCUUCGUUCGUCGACGGCUACAGGUACAGGGCAGCCUAUAUCGCCACUCAAGGCCCACUCCCAGACACUACCGAUGACUUCUGGCGCAUGCUUUGGGAACAUAACUCCACCAUCAUUGUGAUGCUGACAAAGUUAAAGGAAAUGGGAAGGGAAAAAUGUCAUCAAUACUGGCCUUCCGAUCGCUCGGUGCGCUAUCAAUGCUUCGUCGUGGACCCCAUCGCUGAAUACAAUAUGCCUCAGUAUAUCUUGAGGGAAUUCAAGGUGACGGACGCGAGGGACGGCGCGUCGCGCACGGUGCGCCAGUUCCAGUUCACGGACUGGCCGGAGCAGGGCGUGCCCAAGAGCGGCGAGGGGUUCAUCGACUUCCUGGGCCAGGUGCACAAGACCAAGGAGCAGUUUGGACAGGACGGACCUAUUACCGUGCACUGCAGCGCGGGCGUGGGCCGCACGGGCGUGUUCAUCACGCUGUCGACGGUGCUGGAGCGCAUGCAGUACGAGGGCGUGGUGGACGUGUUCCAGACCGUGCGCACGCUGCGCACGCAGCGCCCCGCCAUGGUGCAAACUGAGGACCAGUACGAAUUCUGCUACCGCGCGGCUCUGGAGUACCUCGGCUCGUUCGACCACUACGCGAACUGACCGUGAGACAGGCUCGUGUAGGCGACGCUCGUCGCAUAUAACGUCACCUAAACUAUUUAACAUGGCCCUUUUAGGAUCUUUCGGAAGCGUGUCGUCAUCAACAUUGCAAUCAGCGUCAUCGAUAUCCACCUUGUGUCGCUCCUCGAUCGAUUUAUUUUUUUGUAGAAUUUCGUUUUAAUGAGUAGAAUUUACUCGUCAUAUAUAAACUUAUACACAUUUAAACUAAAAAUCUUAAAAAUCAUUCAAAAGUAUCUUAUGGUGGUCACACCAUUGGCAUAAUUUAUUAUUAAUAAAUUCGCGUAUUCAUACAUUCAAAAGCAGAAUAGCUUCUACAAAAUUUAAUUGUCUGAUUUGAAGGUCUUCACCGUUUUAAAUUAAAAUGAUAAUUUUCAAUUUCAUGUGUACCUCAAUCAGCAAGUAAUGCAAUACUUCAUCAGAAUUCCACCAGUGUUGCCAGUAUUCCGAAAGGCGAUGCCAAAGGUUUGAAUACCGCAAGGGUCGCAAUUAAGAGGUUGAGGAGCGAUACCCUUUUUAAUGAUCAUCCAUAUAAAUAACUCCGCAUGGACCGAAUUGAGACAAUAAUAAAGUUUUCAUACGCGACACGUUUCGUUUCACCUUCGAGCGACUUAACAUUCACGUCUAUAAUCCGACUAAGUGUUUGGAUGAUGUUUGAUAACAAUUUACGUUUCACCUUAGAUAGUUGAGAUAGUUGAAAAGAGGCUUGCAUAUAAUCGUGUAGUGGUCGGAAAGGACUGUUAAGUCGCUUCUAAAUCCGAAAGAGAAAGGCUCGUCUCUUGUGUGGGUGCAACAGCUAUGACAGAAAGAGGCUAGAUCGCGUCAGUGCCUAGAUAACGUAACUUAUGAUAUAUAACCUAUGAGACCAUUGUAAUCAUGAUUGUGAGUGGGAAAGGGUAAUUGUUAUUUGUCAUUGUAAUGGCUUCUCAUUGGUGCCUGUAUCUUAUAUUAAUGCAUUUCAUGUGGAUUUUUUGUAAUCAGUUAAAAAAAUGUUUUUUUUUAUUUAUAAUAUUAUUUUUUUGUAUACCAGUAACUUUUUUUAAUUUUAUAAUAUGGCAAAUGUAAUUUUAUGGUUGUUUUGUCAUAUUAAGAGCAGAUACAAGCGCCUUUGAGAAUGAACUGCUACUAUAUUUAACCUAUAUCCCUAUUUUCGAUAUAUAGAAAAGUAUACUGUUGUUCGCACUAAUUGAUCCUCUGAGCAGUACUAUAAACGGGAUUUGAUGCAUUUAUGAAUAUUAUUAAACAAAAAAAAAACUUAAAAAUGUUCGGGAAAUUAAUAAUGUUUAAAUAAAAUUAACUGUAUUAUCGAUUGAGCCAUGAACAAUUAUUUGCUAAUAAUAUAUUUGUAAUUAGGAAACGGAAUCAGUGCGCUUAGAGACUUACGCGAUAUGAUAUUCAAGUCUAAUCACAUAUUAUGACUAGGGCCGGUGGUGACUGACGAUGCAUUUUUAAGGGACUGUGAUUAUUUGAAAAAAAAAUUAGUCCUCACAUGUACCAGUAAAACAUAUAGAUUUUUUUUCUGAAAACAAUAUUGAAAUUUACGUUUGAUAGUAUUAUAAUAUUUAAAGUUAUUCAUAAAAUUAUCGGAUUAAUUAAAAUAGAAACCUAAUCAAUUGUCGUACCGAAAACCAUCAGUUGACCCCCGGCCCGUAUACAUAUACGGUACAGUAUAAUGUAAAAUGUAUAAAUAGUUAUUGCAGCUGUAAUUAGAUGUUUAUUUUUCAUAUCGGGUGUUAAAUACGUUAAGUAGUGUAAAUUGUGGUAAUGUUUCAUUGCGAUGUAACAACAAACUUAGACGAAUCGGCUGUGUCGUGUGAAAUUAUGUCAUGUGCGUAGAAAGUAAUUUUUUUUUUUGUGUAAAUAGAUUUUUUUUUUUGUUUUUUUUUUUUUAUACACACUCACCUUAAAAAGUACUUCAGACAUGUGAAUGCCGGUUUUCUUUGUUCCUCGUAUAAGUUCCAUUGACGCUUGAUUACGUUCUGUUCUGUAAUAUAUUGUCACUGCCACGUGUGGGAAAGACGGUGAUUCAAUGACAUAUCUAAUGUUAGGUAGAAAAUUGUUUUGUCGGUGUGUUGUAAUGUUAAAAUGAAUUGUAGGAGAUUAUUGAAUCUGUUCGGCAACGGAUGGACGGUGGGGAAAAAUGAUUAUCUGUAUAAUUUUUAAUCUGUAUUUGUGAUAUGAUUUCGCGCUUCUUAGCCACUUGUAACGAAAGCUCUAAGAAACUGAAUCUAACACUAUUUAAGGUUAUAUUUAGGUCGAGUAUUUGUUUAAUCUAAUCCCUUGCCUAGUAUUUGUAACUACACUUACAAUUUAGGUUUUUCAACUCCUUUUAUACAAUCUUAUCUAACCUAAAAUAUAUCGAUCUACGUAUAAGUUAAAUCUUGAGCUUCGAAAUUUAGAUGUACGAUGCGUUUAAUGAAUGAACUAUGAAUAUAUCAAGAAUUGUAACUGCCAAUUGUUUCGUGUAGCUAUAAAUCAAAAUAUAUGUAAUACGGAAGUAAAAUAGAUUUUAAAAAAUAUUGUUAAAUCGGAUAGUGAAAAUUUAAUACUCGUUAAUGAAUCGCGUAUCGGAUCUCGGAAGCUUUGCGCUCGCGAUUAUCUUACUUAAAGCGGCUUUUUAACUGGCGACCAGUUUAUGUACACGUGUUACUGUUUCAUUUCAUUUCAUAUAGCGCUGUAAGUAGUAGACACGCUGCUAUUCGUAUGAGUGAACUACUAUAAAUUCAUUCACAUAAUGUUCCGUUAUUCCAUGACAACAAAAGGAUGAACGCACAUGUUAUUAUCUAUGGAAUAUAAUAUAUAUUAAGCCCCUUACCAAAUACUUUUAUCUGUGGACAUUCCGACCAGCCAAACUGUUAACACCAAUGCGCUAUAAAUUCAAAUAAUAGUACCCGAACAUAAUAUAAAACUUUCGCCACACCUACGCAAUAAAAUAUGAAAUAUUUUUUUACCGGCAUUGAAUGAAAAUAUAUUUUUAUAAAAUCCAUCGUUCACGCAGUCAGUUAAAACCGUAUAAAUAUAUCAUGAAAUAGAUUUGUCAUGUUUUGCAUUGAUGUUCAGAAAAAAAAAAUGUUAAAAUGCGUAUACAUCCUAAGUCUACUUACUCGUGUUGACAGAUUGAAUUCCUUAAAACAUUAUCUAGUUUGUAGUAUUAAUUACUGAAGCCGCUAUGGAUACGGUUUCUGUACUAAGAUACACGAAUGAUACUCAGGUUUACCCUAUACCUUGCGAACAUAGUUUAAUUUUGUAAUAUUCCCGUUAAAAUAUUCCAUUCACAGUACAAAGUAUUAUAGUGUUGCCAUAAUUGCCACAAUCCAUACCAUUUAUGUACAUACAUGAGAGUAAAAACCGUUUCAUUUUGCAAAUAAGACUGAUUUGUUUUCGAUGUGUUCUUACUUAAUUUGUGUUGUGUAUUCCUGUGUAAUGAUACGGCUAUUUUAUUAAGUGUAAUUAUACCUUGAUUUGAGGAUUUGUAUUUUAUGUUUAUUAAAAUGUAGGUAUAGUUGUAAGAUUACGCUCUUAAUACGUAAACAAAACAGAAAGCUUUGAACUCGAUAUUUUGCUGACCCCUUUUAAUUUGACUCUGUUAUUAGUAUGAUUUUUUGUUAAUUACGUAAAAGUAAAAUGAAAUAUGUAUAGUUUUUUUUCUUUUUUAUUUACAAGUACAAACGAACAACAAUGAAAUUUUCCCGAUUAUUUUGCGUUUUGUAUAUUUUGAAUUGCAAUAAGGCGCCAUAGCUGUCUAUGUUUAGAGCAAUUGCAAAUGGCGGACGUAACGUGGCGGGAAAGAUUGAAUGUAAUUAACUCAAAAGUUAAUCCGUUAUUUUGUAAAAAAUAUCCCGCGAUGCGUCCCGGGACACAGUGGAUUCGCAGAAUUAUACAUAAUGUAUAUGAAGAAAUAAAUUUAUGUGAAAUA